Messenger RNA from Eucalyptus grandis, 2270 nucleotides. RefSeq lists its product as uncharacterized. The record is from RefSeq and is a predicted model, not a curated record. The transcript has 4 exons. The coding region runs from base 485 to 1828 and encodes 447 amino acids. Lineage: Eukaryota; Viridiplantae; Streptophyta; Magnoliopsida; Myrtales; Myrtaceae.
CAUUCCCUUGCCAUCUUUACCAGACUUUUCUUCUUUAGUCUUUCUUAAGCUUAUUCCGUGCAUCUCCCUUUCAUUCUCUUUUUCUCCACUCUUUCAAUCUCUUUGCCAGACCAUAUUUGUUAUUUGCCUUCCAGGUGUUUUAUUUUUAUUCGCUUUUUGGACGGUUCUUUUACGAACUCUGCUGAGCUUCUCUACUCCCUCUGAACUUUUUUGAGUCUGAACACCUGUGAGUCCCGUCCGUGAGGACCUGAUUUUCACCAACUUUUUUAGAGGUGAGAGAUGCAUUGCUUCUUCCUGUAAAACGAAUCCUGCAGUUUCUUCAAAUCCUCAAGCAAAGUACCAAUUUUUAUCUUCUUUCCUUUUUGUGAGAGGUUGCUCUCUUCUCACCUAGAAAAGCUUCCCCUGUCACGGAUUGCUUCACUCUCCUUUACUCAAUCUUCUCUGUUAUAACCCACGUAAUCUUCCUCCAUUCGACCACCACAAAAUGCAUCCCUCAACCAUCAGCGACGACGCCCUCAUUCAUGUGGAGACUCCUAACCACGACCGCGAAUCCUCCUCCCCGACACGGUUCCAUGAGCCAUGCCAACUUGCCACCGUCCCGUUGCUUCUCCAACCGUCCUAUGCCAGGUCGAAAUCGCUCAUCUCUGAUGAUCUCCGCCACUUCCGAAUCAGCCUCAGGUGGUGCGCGCUCGAUCAGUCCUCCUGUUUCGGGAUGUUCAUCUCCAUUUUCACGUUCAUACUUUUCACGUUCGUCAUUCCAAUAGUGAGCUCCCUAGCCGUGAAAGUACCAUCGACAGCUCCAGUCGAGAACCCGAUAUCUUUCAACCUGCUUGUCCAGUUCCCGGAAUCGGGCUUAGCGGCAAUUGGCUUCUUCACACUAUGCAGGUUCUUCAAUAAGUAUGGGCUGCGGCAGCUCCUCUUCCUCGAUGUGCUUGAAUAUGACUCCGCCCCUGUGCGUCGUAACUACACCCGCGAGCUCGACAAGUCGUUCCGAUACCUGUCCUACAUCCUCCUCCCUUCCUUCCUUGUCGAACUUACCCACAAGGUUGUCUUCUUCUCGACCGUCUCCAUGUCCUUCUCCCUCCCCUUCCCCUUCCCAUCCAACGCUGUCCUCUUCGUCCUCGUCCUCGCCUCCUGGAUCUACCGAACCGGCAUCUUCCUCCUUGUCUGUGUCCUGUUCAGGCUGACCUGCGAGCUCCAGAUCCUAAGGCUCGGUGGCCUCCACGGGAUGCUUGAGGGCUGCGGGUCCGACCCGAGUGCCAUAUUUGAUGAGCACGUCAGGAUCAGGAAGCAGCUGUCCGCAACAAGCCACCGGUACCGUUUCUUCAUCAUCAGUUGCCUCCUGACGAUGACAGUGAGCCAGUUUGCAGCACUGCUGAUCGUCCUGGCAUCAAAGACCGAGAAGAAUUUCUUCAAUUCCGGAGAUCUUGUAGUGUGUUCGGUUGUUGAGCUGAGUGGUCUGUUCUUGUGCUUGUUGGGGGCUGCAAGAAUCACCCACAGAGCUCAAGGGAUCGCCUCUUUGGCCACUAGAUGGAACAUGCUAGUGACUUCCGCUUCUGCUUCUGGUUCGAACCGGCCGAAACCCGAAACUGUGGAACACAACGGCUGGCACAGCGACACCGACUCGGAUCUCCUCAUCCCAGUCUCCACCUUCUCAGAUUCUAGCUCAUUCCAAAUCCGACAAGCACUAGUGGCGUACUUGGAGCGGAACAAUGGCGGGAUAACGCUGUACGGGUUCGCACUGGACCGGGGGCUGCUGCACACGAUCUUUGCAUUCGAGUUCUCGCUCGUGCUGUGGAUACUGAGCAAGGUGGUGGUCCUGUCUUGAUCUACAAGAAACAAGUUUUCCCCCCACUUUUUUCCCUCGAGCUUUUAUAUAUUAUCUACUGAAAUCGAUUCUCACUUGUAACAAUUGAAUCAUGUAAACUUUUCCUCGUCCCUAGUUCAUCAGUUUUCAAAUGUUUUCUACAUCAGAUUUGAGCCAAAAAAAGUCCCUGACAAGCGACUGCAAGAAAGCGAGAAGCGCUCGUUUGUAACAAUUGAAGGAUGAAGAUUGAAACUCGAGCAAAACAGAGAACUCGAUAGACGUUUGAGUCCCGCAUGGCCCCAUGGAAGGUAUGAGGAUGUCAAACGAACGAUGCAAAAGAGCAAGCGGACUCGGUCUUGAAACUCGUACCAUUCUCGGCCUUUUGUCCAAGAUCGUUUUCGAUCUUCCCUAGAUACCACGUGUGAUGAAUUAUUCCAAUGAAGAUCUCGUUGGUUCUAAGUUA